Hemiscyllium ocellatum (epaulette shark) is the source of this 2607-nucleotide messenger RNA. It is a transcript of the gene pccb, whose product is annotated as propionyl-CoA carboxylase subunit beta. The record is from RefSeq and is a predicted model, not a curated record. Gene Ontology annotation, cellular component: mitochondrion. NCBI's taxonomy places the organism in Eukaryota, Metazoa, Chordata, Chondrichthyes, Orectolobiformes, Hemiscylliidae. The transcript is spliced from 15 exons. The coding region runs from base 33 to 1691 and encodes 552 amino acids. Gene Ontology annotation, molecular function: propionyl-CoA carboxylase activity.
GUUCACUGGGAGUUGUGACUGUACUCAGUAUCAUGGCGCCUGUGCAGGUGAUGUUGUGCUGCUCCCGGUUGCUGACAGGCAGCUUGCGGACUGGCAGAUACGUUUUAUCUUCUCUGGGGGCGAUUAGAACCAUUGAGCAACGGAAGCAAUGGUAUUCAGUCAGUAGCUUGACCGUGCAAGAGCGAAUCAAGGAGAGAUCUCAAAGGGCGAUGUUGGGAGGAGGUCAGCACAGGAUAGAUGCCCAACACAAGAGGGGAAAGCUCACUGCCAGAGAACGUGUUCAGCUACUUCUGGAUCCUGAAUCCUUUAUAGAAUAUGACAAGUUUGUGGAACAUAGGUGUUCGGAUUUUGGCAUGGGCACAAAGGAUGAUAAGUUUCCUGGUGACAGUGUGGUGACUGGUCAGGGCCGAAUUAAUGGACGACUCGUUUAUGUCUUCAGCCAGGACUUUACAGUGUUUGGAGGAAGUUUAUCAGGCGCUCAUGCACAGAAGAUCUGUAAGAUUAUGGAUCAAGCUCUGUUGGUAGGAGCUCCUGUUAUAGGUCUAAAUGACUCUGGAGGAGCACGUAUUCAGGAAGGUGUGGAGUCCUUGGCGGGUUAUGCUGACAUUUUUCUGAGAAACGUACUGUCCUCUGGUGUUGUGCCUCAAAUAUCUCUUAUUAUGGGUCCUUGUGCUGGUGGCGCUGUCUACUCACCUGCAUUGACCGAUUUCACAUUUAUGGUGAAGGAUACAUCUUACUUGUUCAUAACUGGUCCUGAUGUUGUGAAAUCUGUUACAAAUGAAGAUGUGACUCAGGAAGAUCUGGGUGGUGCUAAAACACACACUGCAAUUUCAGGUGUUGCACACAAGGCCUUUGAAAAUGACAUUGAUGCCUUAUUGAACUUGAGAGAAUUUUUUAAUUUUAUACCUCUGAAUAAUAGAGAUCCUGCUCCUAUUAGAGAAUGCCAGGAUCCAUGUGACCGGCUGGUACCCAGUCUGGAUACAGUGGUUCCAAUGGAAUCCACAAAAGCAUAUGAUAUGUUGGAAAUCGUCAGUGCGAUUGCAGAUGAAAGGGAAUUUUUUGAGCUCAUGCCUAAUUAUGCGAAGAACAUUAUUAUUGGUUUUGCCAGGAUGAAUGGAUGCACAGUGGGAAUUGUGGGUAAUCAACCUAAAGUGGCUUCAGGUUGUCUAGACAUCAAUGCUUCAGUAAAAGGAGCCCGUUUUGUCAGAUUCUGUGAUGCAUUUAAUAUCCCCAUCAUUACAUUUGUGGAUGUGCCUGGAUUUUUGCCAGGAACUAGCCAGGAAUAUGGCGGAAUCAUCAGACAUGGUGCAAAGUUGCUCUAUGCAUUUGCUGAGGCCACAGUCCCCAAAAUUACAGUGAUCACACGAAAGGCCUACGGUGGUGCAUAUGAUGUGAUGAGCUCCAAGCACUUAAGAGGUGAUUUGAACUAUGCUUGGCCAACAGCAGAAGUUGCAGUUAUGGGUGCUAAGGGUGCUGUGCAGAUCAUCUUUAAAGGAAAAGGGAAUGAAGUAGAGGCAGAGGCAGAAUAUGUGGAAACAUUUGCAAACCCAUUCCCAGCAGCUGUGAGAGGUUUUGUCGAUGACAUAAUUGAACCAGCAACCACUCGAUUGCGUAUUUGUCGAGACUUGGAGAUGCUGGCAAAUAAGAAACAGACUAACCCUUGGAAAAAACAUGGCAAUAUCCCCCUGUGAAAAAAAACUUAGAUGUCAAGCAGAUGAACAGAAUGUCCCCCUCCAAAACCAUUGAUUUUUUUUCUGUUAACAAAUAAUGCUGGAAUCCCUCAUCAUUUAGCAAGAAAUAGGAAAAGGUAUUUAGGAAUAAAUUUGAAAUCAACAACAAAAUGCUGGUUUGGUUCAAAUCUUUGAAAACAGCAGCUGAGAACAUCCUGCAAACCCACCAUAUCAGCUGUCAGAAUCUGACUUUUCUUCAAUAAGCCUGUUAAACAGUUCAGAAUGGCCCUGAUCAUCUUUUCAAAUCAUAUGGCACGUUAGUAGUAACAUAUAAUUGAACAUAUUGAAGGUUCACCUUGAUUGCUAGUACACCAGGAAAACAGAUUCAGUUCUCUAUAAUGCUGCAAAAAAAAAACAAGUAUUAAAUCAACACAGAUAGCAGCCAUGACAAUUUUACAGAACAUGUUUAAUUAUUUAAUUAUUUUCACCCAAUUCCCUUGUAACAUCUGGUGCUACGUUUUCAGGUUUCAUUUUAUACUUUUUGUACCAAAGGGUAUCUUUAUCUCCAUGGUAGCAUAUUAACUUCUCCCCAAGAGAUUUGUGGAUUGUAGUUUCAAGACCCAUUUCAAAACCUUGAACACGCUCCUGCCAGAUACUGUAUUCAGUCCACUGGUUUGGCUCUAGCACCAUUUUAUCGUUUUUUUUUCGUAAUUAAUUGAGGCAGAGAUAAUCAGAUUAUUGUCAUUCCUUCAUUUGUUAUUCACUGUCUGACACUCCAAUCAGCUGCAUAUACAGCCUGUUGUGACUCCACUCUCACCAUUUGUAUAUUUGUUUGAUCUCUCAUUUAUAAAGUCUGUGUCUGGGUGCGCUCUUCAUUUCACUUGAAGGGGCAGUGCCUUGAAAGCUUGAGAUUUCAAAUAAACCUGUUGGACUAUAA